UUGUUAUAUUAGUAAUUCUUCAGAAAAUUCUAUGCUAAAAUUUAUACAAUUUUUUACUUCUUAUUGUAGAAAUAUUUUGAUUUCGAACUUUUGGUAAAACCGAAUCGCGCGUGUUGGCCAAACCAUUUCUCCACAAUAUUAUUAUUGUGAGAUCUAGGUGUUGAAUCUUGCCAUAUAAAUCAAUCACUUAAGGUAUACUAAACAAUGUUCAACAACUAUCCUUGGUUUACUUAUAAUAUCGGGAAUUAUUGAAUUUUUAAUUGCAUACUCUCUUGCUAGACCUUUAUAAAACAUAGCAAGUUGGGAGCUCUUAAACAAUAAUGUUGCCCAUGCUCAAAAAAAUCGGUGUUGAACUUGUGUGGGUCGGCCAAGUAGUGUUGUCCUUUUGCUGUUUGAACUACUAUUUAACGCCAAAGAAUAACUCAAUUGAUUCUUUGUAGAACUAUUUCUUUACAAGCAAUCGAAUAAAACAUUAAAAAUGGUGAAAGAAACAGUUAUCGAAAAACCAUUUUUGAAUUAUUUUGGUAGAUUAUCAGAAGGUCCAACUUAUAAUCCAUCGAAUAAUACAUUUUUAUGGGUUGAUAUAAUUGCAGGUCAAUUACAUAGGGUUUCAUUAGCAAAUACAACUUCUGAAGAAUAUACAAGUGAUGAAUUAUUGAAAACUCAAGAAUCUCAUGAAGCUUUUGCUACACCUGAUGAAUAUUUUGGAGUUGUUUAUUUAACUAAUAAGGAUGAAAUUGUUUUAAUUGGUGGUAGAAGAGGUAUUGCUGAAUAUAAUUUCAAUACUAAGAAAUUCCAAUAUAAAUUCAAGUAUGAUGAAAUUACUCAUGGGAAAUUAAGAUCAAAUGAUGGUAAUAUUGAUCCAAAUGGUGAUAUUUGGCAAGGUUUAAUGGGAUCUUUUGAAUAUGGUCCUAUUGAUGAAGGUAAAUUAGUUAAAAUUGAUUCUAAAACUGGUGAAAUAACAACUAAAGUUGAUCACGUUUUAAUUUCAAAUGGUAUUAAUUGGUCAAAAGAUGGUAAAACUUUAUAUUGGACAAGUUCAUUAGAAUUUAUAAUUUAUAAAUUUGAUUAUGAUUUGAAAACUGGUGAAUUAUCAAACAAGACCCCUUUUAUUAAUAUCAAAGAUUUUUUACCAAAUUUUGAAAGUCCAGAACCUGAUGGAUUUGCUAUAACUGAAACUGGUGAUAUUUAUACAGCAGUUUUCAGUACUUCAUUAGUUUUACAUUUCAAUUCCAAAGGUGAACUUGUUGAACAAUUUAAAUUCCCAGCUAAAAGAAUAACAGCAGUAACAUUUGGUGGUGUUGAACAUGAUGAAAUGUUUGUAACUAGUGCUAAUUUACACCUUGAUGAUCCAACCAAAUUAGAUGCUGAACCUGAUGAUCUUGGUGGUGCAAUUUUCAGAGUUAAAUUACCUGGUGCUAAAGGUGUUUUGAAACCUCAAUUCCAAUUAUGA
Messenger RNA from Hansenula anomala, 1453 nucleotides. Its product is annotated as regucalcin. Lineage: Eukaryota; Fungi; Ascomycota; Saccharomycetes; Phaffomycetales; Wickerhamomycetaceae. The record is from RefSeq and is a predicted model, not a curated record. Bases 479 to 1453 code for a protein of 324 amino acids. Gene Ontology annotation, molecular function: calcium ion binding; gluconolactonase activity. Gene Ontology annotation, biological process: L-ascorbic acid biosynthetic process. The transcript is spliced from 2 exons.